Molecule: messenger RNA, 1761 nt
Organism: Aureobasidium musti
Lineage: Eukaryota; Fungi; Ascomycota; Dothideomycetes; Dothideales; Saccotheciaceae
Source: the annotation of a GenBank genome assembly
AUGUCGCUGUCUGAAAAGGUCGAAGGCCUCUGCCGCAAUCCUCAUAGUGUCUCCCAGGCGCUUGCCGAGAACCCCUCAUUGUCACCUGGCGAAGCUGCAAAGAAGCUUUACCACCCUGAUAACAUCUCAAUUAGCGAGGGACAUGUGCCUUCUGUGCGAAAGCCCGCGACUGGAGAGGAACUCGAGCGCGCAUUGCAAUGCGGAAAGUUCACCACACCACCAAGCGAGUUGUUCUUGCGCGUGUUCCAUGACAGCUUGAUGCCACUCGAACAUGAUCCCCUCAUGGACAAGGAGGUUCUGCUUGCAACAAACUACUGGAUGGACUCUGAUGCUUCACGACUCAUCACUGACAGUCUUAAAGAGCUCUCGAGACGUGCCGGCGAAAGAGGCGUACGAGCAGUCGUGAAGAUCAUGUAUGACAGAGGAAACGUCAAGCAGGUUAUGGACAACCACCAAGCGGUAUUGGANAAAGAGUACACUGGCAAAAACAUCCGCCUGCCAUCUGUCCAAGAAGCUCCUCAUCUUGACAUGCAAGUCUUGAAUUAUCACAGACCGAUGCUGGGCACUUUCCACUCCAAGUUCAUGGUUGUGGAUAGGAAGAUCGGCCCUAUUGUUGACUCUCUGUACGACACUUUCUUGAUCUCCUGGCACAAUCCGCUGGACCCGCCUCUACCAUCAUUCGACACACCAGCAGCUCAAGGUGGUCUGCCAGCAUUCGACCAACCCUCUUUCCGUGGCAUGUUUGACGCAAAUGGCAACCUUAACGUCCCGGAACGCGGCAACAGUCGUUCGCUGGAUCAAGUUGCAGAGGACGGAAAACGUAAGGAACUGCUACUUCAUGCUCCAGGAGAUCCCCACUAUGAUGUAGACAUUGCAGCUGAGGUGACUCGUAUGCAAUCUGUCAUGUCACCCCGAAAUGGCGAGACUGGUCCGGAAGUUGCAGCUCGUCAUCUAAAUCGUGGCCGGCGUCUGGAUGUCAAGGCAACGAUCGAGGGUGACUAUGCUCCAGGCGAGGAGAUGACACCCUACAUCCCACAUAAGGUGCAUGAGCUCGUUCCGAUGGCAGUUGUUAACCGUAAACCAUACGGUGCAACCAACCACAAUGGCGUGUUCAUGCCACAGAACGAGGCAUGGCUGUCUGCUGUACGCAACGCCACCCGCGAUGUCUUCAUCCAAACCCCCGAUCUUAACGCCGCACCCCUACUUCCCGAGCUUCUGGCCGCUGUGCGUCGCGGAGUUGAAGUGACAUACUACGUAUGUCUGGGCUACAACGAUGCAGGCGAGCUUCUUCCCUUCCAAGGAGGUCAUAAUGAAGGCGUAGCGAACAAGCUGUACACAUCCCUCACCAAGGACGAAGUCGCAGCACGUAACCUCCUAAACAUCCACUACUACACCGCCAAGGACCAGGUCGCUCCUAUCCACGACAGCUUCAAACAGCGCUCCUGCCACGUCAAACUCAUGAUUGUAGACGGACAUCUCGGUAUCAUGGGCAAUGGCAAUCAAGACACGCAAUCUUGGUACCACAGCCAGGAAGUCAACAUCAUGGUCGACAGUGCUGAAAUUGUCGGCAAGUGGCGCGAGGGUGUCGAAAGAAACCAGAACACUGGCAAGCUGGGCAAAGCUAGCAAUGUAGAUGGUAUUUGGCGUGAUGCCGGUGGUAAUCAGGCACCAGGAGCCAUUGGUGUGGAUGCCGGAAAGAUGAGUUGGGCGAAGGGCAUCGUGGGUGCUGUGCAGAGAGUCAGAGGUGCUGGAGGUUUCUAA